GUUUGGAGAGCGUGUUGAGUUUAAUCAAUUCAGAACGUCGAGAUGGAGCCUAACUCACUAAAGUGGGUAGGCUCGUCUUGCGGUUUACACGGACCAUACAUAUUCUACAAGGCUUUUAAAUUUCACCGGGACGGUAAACCAAGGAUUCUGUCCCUCGGAGACUUUUUCUUCGUAAGAUGUAAACCCGGGGAUUCAAUUUGCAUAGCGGAGCUACAGCUGUUGUGGGAGGAAAGAACUACUAAGCAACUUUUAUCAAGCUCAAAACUUUAUUUCUUACCCGAAGAUACUCCCAUGGGAAGGACAGUUAGCCAUGGAGAGCACGAGGUCAUUGCUGUGUCAGAGAAGGUGAUUGUUCGGUUGGAAGACCUGGUGAAGUGGACAGUCCCAGAGCUUUCGGGAUGGUCCCACGGACUGCGGGCAGCGCCUCUGAAGCCCUCUGUCCUGAGGGAGCUGGGCGCCAACGGGCGCAGAGAGGCCCUCCACAGAUACAGGGAGAGCACCUUCACCAGUGGCCUCAACUUCAGAGACAUCCAGAGGGAGAGGGCUCAAUUGGGUCAGGAAGAUGACGGCAGGAAGGUUCUGGUGCUGAGCUAUCCCCAGUACUGCCGUUACCGCUCGGUCCUGGCCCGGCUCAGAGAGCAGCCGUCGGCCCUGCUGACGGACCACACCGUGCUGGCUCUGGGCGGCAUCGCCUCCCUACACAGCACAACACGCAUCCUCUACUGCAGGGACACCUUCGAACACCCCACCCUGCUGCAGAACGAGAGUGUCUGCGACGAGUUCGCCCCUAACCUGAAGGGUCGGCCACGGAAGAAGAAGAUGUCAGUGUCCCAGCGAAGGGACUCCCAGGGCCACAGUCAGGGGCCUCAGGGACCCCAAGAACCCAGCACCCCAGAGAACAAGUCUCCCACCAAGGUACAACCUAACUGCAAGGUAACGGCUCCUACCAGCAAGGGCACAACCGCCAAACCCAGGAUCUGUAAAAAGGCAUCUGUGGAGGAGAAGGUAGAGAGGGAGGAGAAGGUGGAGAGGAAGGAGAAGCAGGAGAAGGUGGAGAGGGAGAAGUUGGAGGAGAAGGUAGAGAGGGAGGGGAAGGUGAAGAGGGAGGAGGAGAAAGAAGAACCAGAAGAGAACCAAUCAGAAGAGAGUGGUGCAGACGAGCAGGCCUUCCUAGUAGCCCUAUACAAGUACAUGAAAGAGAGGGACACACCUAUCGAGAGGAUCCCCUUCCUGGGGUUUAAGCAGAUAAACCUUUGGACUAUGUUUCAAGCUGCUCAGAAACUCGGAGGAUAUGAGUUGAUUACAGUUCGCAGACAGUGGAAAAAUGUAUAUGAUGAGUUGGGUGGUAACCCAGGAAGCACAAGUGCCGCCACAUGCACACGAAGGCACUACGAGAGGCUCCUCCUACCUUACGAGAGGCACACCAAAGGAGAGGAAGACAAACCCCUCCCCUCAGCAAAACCCCCAAAACAGGAGCAUGGGGCCCAAGAGGGGGGUGCCAAACACAAAGGGGUCACAGCGAAACGACCUAAAGGUGGACUACACCAAAGGCAGGGGGCCAGGAAGAAGAGAGAGAGAGGGGACACUGCAAAAAGACAGGAGCUCUCACAGGUAUCUGAGAAGAAAGGGGACAACCAGGUGCCUGCAGCCAUGAAGCAGGAUCCUCUGCCCAGAGAGGAGCCUGAAGAGGAGGAGUUACAACUCACCCUGAAGAAAGAGGAGACAUUGAGCGAGAAGGAACCAUCGCGCCUGAAUGCCCCCAACACAGACUGCCACAGAGCCACACCUGUCCUCCACAGUGAACUGUGUCCACAGUCCGAGUGGAGACAUCCCAACCAGCCACAGUCAGACAAACUCAACGCUGAGCAAAGGGACCAAGCUGAUGGAACCCUGUCUAAGACCCCAUAUCCAUACCACUGGGACAACAACAACAGUAAGCCUGGGUAUAGCAGUCUACCUGACCCAAGCACACCUGUCAUUCCGGUAGCUAAAGACACAGACAGUCACGGUUAUGGACAUGGUGGGAGGGUGGGGAAGGUGCUGCCCAUGUGUAAGCAGAGCCCACCCCCACUGCAGCAGUACUCCACAGAGCCAAUCACAGACAAACAGGACUCCCCCAGUAAAAACAAAGAGAUAAAUCAGUGUCACAUGCCCAUGCCAACAGCGUAUUCUAAGGACAACCUGGGGGUCAUGUCCCCACUAGCCAAGAAGAAGCUCCUCUCCCAAGUCUGUGAGACAAAUAAUUACUCGUUCAGUUCCCCUCCUCUUCCUCCUCCCACUCCGUCAGCCAGCGUGGGUGAUGUGAGCGACAGUUGUGUUGAAGAGGUGGUGAAACUGAGGCAGGACUCCCUGCAGGAUAGCCCAGAGAUGGCACCCAUCUUCAGGCCGUCUGUCAUCCAGCACGCCCAGAGCGUCAAACCCCAGCAAGAGAGGAGUCCUCUGGGGGAUUUGUCUGAGCCCUUCACUUGCAGAGUGAGCCACUUCCAGCCCCAGCUCCACCCCCCCUGGCACCCCUACCUCCACAGGACUGAGACCCAGGAUGGAGAGGAGAACGCAGGGGAGACACGGAUGCAGCAGCCUAGUCAGGCACCACCAGGCUACGCAGGUGACUGCUACUCCUCCCCUCACUUGCACAACCUCUACCGGCAGACAGAGAACUGUCUGAGUCAAGAGCGAAUGGACAGUUAUCCCAACAGAGACAAACAGGAACAUUUUAUCAGGGAACGUCAGAGCAGCGAGGUAUUCACCUCAAACAAUUCUGACAGAGAAUGUUUGGCUUACAGAGCUCCCCACUUCUCUGAGAGGACACAAACACAUGGGGAUAGACCAAUGGAUGAGGAACCUCAAGAUUUCAGUAUUUCCAAGCCUGUCUCUCAAAGGAUGUCUUUCACAAAGCCCUCUUUCUGUGGCCUCCCGUAUCCCAUGAUGCACCAGAGUUUAGACUGUCACCCCAAAGCAUGCAGAGUCCCCCCCAUGACUAUAUCUACGACCAAACACCUGGACCCCCUUCAGCCCUUCUUCAACCCUAAAAGCCAUGCUGAGACUGUCGGUGCCUCCAGACCCAGUAAGAGAACCCUGGGGGAACUAGAGAACGAGGGGGUGCCAGACCGCAAGGUGCGAGUGGUGACCCCAAUGCACCCCGCCGGCUCUGUCCGCCGAGGCGACCCACAGGGGGAGGAGCUCAAACCAGCCGAACCGGCGCACGCCGUCCACUUCCACCUCCACAGCCACAUUCCCGAGGGCCACACCUACCCUCCCCAGGUGCCCUUCUACCCAGGGAUGUACCCCGGGGUGCAGGACGCCCUCCAUCACAACCUCCAGUACCUGAAGAGCCAGACAGCCGUGUCCCCCCUGGUCCCUCCGCUAGCCUUCCACUCCAUGAUGCUACAGAGGCAGCUGAUGGCCUCCCAGCCCAGCCCCCACCACUUCUACAGGCACCCUGGGGGGGCAGCCCUGUACGGGGACCUCCUGCACCACCUGUACCCCCUGUCCACCCUCACCCACCCACAGCUGUCCUCCAUGCACCCUAGCACCAGACUCUAACAGACGGACCCACAUGGAGCUUAACUGUCUCUCCCUGGGACAGUGGAUCUAGUAUUCUAUUCUUCAGUAAGCAUGACAACACUGAUUAACUGUAGAUGGUGGAUUAACUCUUUAGUCAGGCACACAGUUCCAUUUUUGUGUAUUUUUUGUUUUUUUGCACUGUAUCACCACUUAGUUACUUUGGAUAAAUUUGCACUCUAUGUAGUGUUUGUGUUCACCAACCAGGUUGUUUCUCUCACUCAACAGUCAGGUUCUUAUUAUCUUUGAGUGUGAAGGGAGACAGAGAAAAGCCAUUGGCAUGCAUGUCGGGGGGAUAAUCAUAUUUGCUGGGUCUCCAAAGGAUUGGAUUCCAAAUCACUGCAAUGCAACAACUUCAUCCUCCAAAUGUGUUCUGGGGAUUUUAUCAGGUUGAAACACUUAAAAACAUGAGGGGACUAUCUAAAAUAAACUAUUUUCGCAAGAUUUACCAUCGGAAAAGUUAAUGCAACUGUUAAGCAUUCGGCUACUCCACCUUCAAUCAAUGUUCUGGAUCUGUUUACAGCUCUCUAGCGUGGUGCUGUGGCCUGUUUGUGUUCAUGUAUUAGACCACUACACGUCUUAGAAAUGACUGUGUUAAACCAAGGUGCUGUACAAAACCACAAGUUCCUGGGGUAUUGCAUGUAGAUAACAGCUCAUUUUCAUCAGAACACCCAAGCUGUGAAGAUACCACAUUUGACGUUUUUCAUCCGUUUUUUUAAGGCAAGUCAGAUCGUUUGUCAGGAACAUUCUCUCAAAAUGUUUUGUUGACCCUUGAGAGGUGGGAAAGUGACCCAGAUACAUUAAUAUAUUGAACAGAAAGUAUUUGUACUGCGCUUAACAUGAGUCACUGAUGCUGCCUACUGUGACAUCUGACAGCUCAGAUCUUGACAUAGCUCUGAAACAUCACUGGUCUAAGGCUGUUUACUGCGCCUCCUUCAUUCAACAGCAUAAUGCAUGAUAAAUACGAAUGUGUCUUUUAGAUGAUUGCUUUGUGAAUAUCUGUGCCUUUCUUAAUCUUCGAUUAGGGGUUGCAGCACUACAGUUUUCUAUCAUGACUGACUUUCAGGAGACUGUUGUAGGCUUGGCCUACAGUAUGUGCAGCCCAACGGAGUUGGAUGUGACCUGGACGCGCCAGCCUCAGUUGAAGACCAUUGUCCAGCCCAAGAACUGCAUGUACAUUCAUUUUUGUUUUUAAGCAUAUUUGAGGUUAUCUGUAUAAUGGAAAGCGCUAUAUAAAAGAAAUAUAUUAUUAUUACGGUUAUAAGGUUCCAUUCUAUCAUCACAUUGCAGUGCAAACUCAUUGGACUGUAAUUGUAUAGUACCAUAGUUACUGUUUAGCACAGGGAUAGUUAAGCGCUGGUGUAGAGAAUGGCUACUAGGAUAGAUUUAUGUGCCACUGCCAGACACAGUGAUCAAAAGGCAGCUUGUAGCACCCGAGGAAUAAUAGCACCUGGUCUGUUUUAACAACCAUCAUAACUGCUUUUAAUGGGUAUUUGGGACAUGUGAAAUAUAGGUAACACAUUUGCUGUUUAAAUUAGUUGUAAAGCCAAUCCACAGAGAUUUAACAGACAAUUAAAGGAAAACUCCACCCAAAAACUAUAUUUUGGUAUUUGUUUCAUUAGUCCAAUGUUUUGCAUGUCAGCAAGUU
Messenger RNA from Coregonus clupeaformis (lake whitefish), 5209 nucleotides. Its product is annotated as AT-rich interactive domain-containing protein 5B. Gene Ontology annotation, biological process: regulation of transcription by RNA polymerase II. Bases 43 to 3543 code for a protein of 1166 amino acids. Gene Ontology annotation, cellular component: nucleus. Gene Ontology annotation, molecular function: transcription cis-regulatory region binding. NCBI's taxonomy places the organism in Eukaryota, Metazoa, Chordata, Actinopteri, Salmoniformes, Salmonidae. The transcript is spliced from 11 exons. The record is from RefSeq and is a predicted model, not a curated record.